CCUCCUCUGCUGCUCCGCCGGAAACAGAAAAAAAUACCAAGGAGGGAGUAGAACAAUCGUUGUUAGCUGUUGCAUACACAAAGCUGCUGCUACUGCUCGUAAGCUUGCAGCCAGCGGCGUGCCUCUAUUGAGUCUGGCGUGUAGGAGCUGUCUUUUCAAUUAUUCUUAAGUUGUGUGUUGGCUCUCUCGCAGUUUCGGUAUCGUUGGUAGCUUCAUUACGUGCUGGCUGUCGUUAGCCGAGUAAUCAGCUACAGCUGUUGGCACGUUUAUCGCCAUUUUGCGCCUUCAACGGUUCAAGACUUCGAGCAACAAGCAUGGCAGAGGCAGACCGACCUGGGAAGCUCUUCAUCGGUGGACUGAACACCGAAACCACCGAGAAGGCCCUGGAGCAGUACUUCAGCAAAUAUGGCAGGAUUGUGGAAGUUCUUUUGAUGAAAGACCGGGAAACCAACAAAUCAAGAGGCUUCGCUUUUGUUACAUUUGAAACUCCAGCUGAUGCAAAGGAUGCAGCACGGGAGAUGAAUGGAAAGUCUCUUGAUGGCAAGCCAAUCAAAGUGGAACAAGCUACUAAGCCCCAGUUUGAGAGUUCUGGCAGGCGAGAGUUCUCCCGCAGCCGUGGUCCACCCAGAGGCCCACGUGGUUCCAGGGGUGGUCCUGGUGGUAUGAGAAGCCCACCACCAAGAGACUACUAUGAUAAUUCAGGGAAUGUAGAACCCUUCUUUAAAGGAAUGUCAUCCAGAGGACCGCCAUUGAAGAGAGGACCCCCGGUUCGAAAUGGAGGUCCACCACCAAAGAGAACUGCCUCUUCUGUCCCCAUGAACAGACCCCCCAUGUCAAGGGACAGGGAUCCCUAUGGUCCACCCACACCUCGCAGGGACUCCAUGAUGUCCAGGAGGGAUGAUUUUUCAUCACCAAGAGAUGACCAUUACAACUCAAAAGACAGAUACUCGAGUGGGGAUUAUAACUCAAGAGAUUCAAGAGACUACGGCCCUCCACCCCGAGAAUAUUCAUACAGAGAAUACUCCAAUUCCAGCUCCAGAGAUGACUAUGGGUCAAUGUCCAGAGGCUACAGUGACAGAGAUGGCUAUGGUGGAGGCCGCGAAACAAGAUAUAUGGACCGUUCCAGUGGUGGCUCCUACAGAGAGUCAUAUGAAGGUUACGGUAACUCUCGUGGCGCCCCACCUGCAAGGGGCCCCCCACCAUCCUAUGGUGGGAGCAGUGGAAGCAGUCGUUACGAUGACUAUGGCAGCAGUUCCCGGGAUGGCUAUGGCAGUCGAGACAGUUACCCCAGCAGUCGGAGUGACCCAUAUCCACCUAGCCGUGGUGAGCGAAUGGGCAGGCAGGAGAGGGGCCCGGCUCCCCCUGUUGAGAGAGGCUACCCUCCUCGUGAUUCAUACAGUGGCUCAAGUCGUGGAGGGCCACGUGGUGGCCGCGGUGGCAAUCGACCCGAUAGAGGAAUGUCUCGCAACAGAUACUGAACUGGACUUGAAAACCACACAAAAGCAGAAGUUCUCUUCCUGCACAGUUAACAUAGUGUUUUGGAACAAAUCUAACGACACAAACUAGCCAUGUCUAAAUCUGUGGAGCUUAGCUUUGAAUCUGUUUCUUGACUUCCCAAGUUUUUAUGUGUAAACUUUUUUGUUUAUUGUUUUUUUUAGUAUUUCUCUUGCUCAUAUAACAGUGCCGUUAACAAGUGGGUGUUAGUUUUUGUACGUUCAGUGCUUUUGGAAUCUGCAAUGCCCUAUAAGUCUGGCUUUCCUACUCUAAUAAAGCUUUUAGUUGAACCUGAA
Molecule: messenger RNA, 1790 nt
Organism: Notolabrus celidotus (New Zealand spotty)
Lineage: Eukaryota; Metazoa; Chordata; Actinopteri; Labriformes; Labridae
Gene: rbmx
Product: RNA binding motif protein X-linked
Exons: 9
Coding region: 315-1478 (387 amino acids)
Biological process (GO): positive regulation of mRNA splicing, via spliceosome
Cellular component (GO): spliceosomal complex
Molecular function (GO): RNA binding
Source: RefSeq, a predicted model, not a curated record